CAGUCCAUUCAGUCAGUUAGCCACCGUCCGCCGUUCAGUUCACACGUCGCGAAGAGAAGCAAUCCCGCUCCAAAGUGCCCAAGUUCGAGUGACUGGCUCAUCCCGAGUUUUAUCGGGAAAACAUUAACCCGUUGUUCUGGCACUACUGGAUAGUAAUGUCAGUGAAUGCCAACACGUCUGGCCAAUUUCGGUUAAUUGGAACGUGAUUUAUGUGGGGCAACGGAGUGCGGUUCCGAUUCCCAGUGCCCUAGCUGCUCGGUCCAGUCCCCAGCGGAAUCCACUCAAUGCCGGGUUGAUAAGCGCCGCGAGCGUGAUAAGAGCGGCAAAAAGGCGCCAAGUCGUAGAUUUAGCGAGCUUCUGCUACUGUUUAUGCCUCUGCCUCUGCUAAAACUGAAAUAGAAACAGAAAUCGAAAUCAAAACGGCACGGGCAUUGCCAUUCCGCGUAUCGCAGUAAUUAGUAUACGAUCAUUAAUCAAAGCCAAUAUUAAAAGUAUAAACAGAGCGUCGAAGAAGUACGAUGUCUAAGCGUGCGAGCUUAACCCAUGACAGCCCGGCGCUGGAACUGGAGCUGCCGUUGCUGGCGCCGCAGGAGCGGAGUCAGCGGAGCAGGAGCGGGACCAUUCCUUUGUGCAUCAUGCACGACUCCGGCAAGCCGUCCCCAGCAACCAGCCCCACCAUCCCGCCCAAACAGCAGGCAGCAACGCCCCAGUCGCCGGCGGCGGCGGCGGCGGUCAGCGGACUGGAUCCGGCGGACGAUGAGGACGAGACCGACGUGAUCGGCGACCUGAUGGGCCACUACGGCAAGUGGCAGCUGCUGAUGACGGUGCUGCUGUCGCUCUUCCAGGUGCCGAACACCUUCCACAUAUCCUCGUCCAUUUACCAGGCGGCCAACAAGGACUUCUGGUGCCAGCGGCCGGCGCAAUUCCAGCAGAUGCCGGUGGCCAUUUGGCGCAACGUGAGCGGCUCCGUCGACAACUGCCAGCGAUGGGCGGGCAUCGACUGGAGUCAGGCGGGGAAUGAGACCACGCCGCCAUCGGAGUGGAAGAUGCCACUGGAGGUGGACAGAAAGAUGGUGGCCUGCGAGAAGUGGGAGUACGAGACCAACGACAACGUCGGGAACACCUGGACAUCGGAGUGGGAUCUGGUGUGCGAGAAGGAGCACCUGAAGAACGUGGCCGAGAUGUUCUUCCUGCUGGGCGUGGCAACAGGUGGCAUCAUCUCCGGCUAUUUAUCGGACAAGUUCGGCCGCAAGACAAUGCUCUUCAUAUCGGCCGUGCUGCAGACCAUAUUCGGUCUCUGGCUCUAUAUUUGCAACUCCUUUGAGCUUUAUUUGACACUUCGCGCUCUGCUGGGUUUGGUAUCCGUAUCGGUCACCUACUCGGGCCUUAUCCUGGCCAUCGAGUAUGUGGAUGGCAAGUGGAGGACUAUUGCCGGGAUGUACAACCUCUUUCCACUGCCAAUCUCCUAUAUGAUUAUCUCGGGCCUGGCCUAUCUCACCCAGGAUUACCAGCGCCUGCAGCUGUGCAUCGGAAUUCCAGGGAUCUUCCUGUGCUUCCUCUGGUUUGUGGUCCCGGAAUCGCCACGCUGGCUGCUGGUCAAGGGUCGGAUCGACGAGGUGCGUCGCAUCAUCGAGGCGGCCGCCAAGUUCAAUGGUCGCCAGCUGCCCACCGAUUAUCAGCUAACGCCGCCGACGCAGGAGAGCAGCUCACAGGACGUCACCUACCUGUUCCGCUCCAGCUACCUGCGUCGCAUCUCCAUCUGCUUCUUCUGCAUCUGGUUCACCAUGAAUCUGGUCUACUACGGCAUCAUUCUCAACAUGAGCUCCUUCGGCGGCAAUGUCUACUUGAAUUCGGCGCUAGCUGGCCUAGUCGAAAUACCCGCCAUCGCCGUGGCCAUGUACAUCAUCACCAAGGUGGGCAAGAAGUGGCUCUUCUGCGCCACUUUGAUCUGUGCCGGCGUCGCCUGCUGCUGUGCGGCGAUCACCGAGGGGCACGCGGACCUGCUCUGGCUAAAGAUCACAUUCCUGAUGAUGGGCAAGUUCACCAUUAGCGCGGGCAACACCAUAAUGCCAGUGUACACGGCGGAGCUUUAUCCCACGCCCAUACGCAAUGUGGGCGUGGGUGCUUGCAAUGUGGCCGCCGGUUUGGCCCUGAUCCUCACUCCCUAUCUGUCACUGCUGAACAAGAUCGAGGGCCACCUGUUAAUGACCCUACUGACCGCCUGGAGUAUCUUCGGCGGCUUUGUGGUGCUCUUCCUGCCCGAGACCGCUGUGCGUACGAAGGCCACCAACCAGGGAGGCCAAAAUGCCAAUGCCAAUGCCAAUGCCAGUGCCGCCAAGCAGGUGUAAUGACCGCUGUGGCCAAUCCCAACCUGCUAAGCCACCCCAGGAACAAAGUAUUUUGGCUGGUCCAAAGUAUGCCGAUUUGAAGUCAGAUUAGCCAUCGCAGCUGCUGUCUCUCUUAAACCACUUAACCCCCGACCUGCCACGCCCCCCGACAUAUCCACCGCCUGAAGCCACCUCAACUGUAUGGCAUCGAUUCGAUGAAAUGUCCAAGAGCAAUGCCAAUUCGCUAGAGAAUGUCACAUGUCAGGCAGGACCUUGUUUGCGUAGCACGUAGUGAGUAUGUAUCUUAACAAUUAACUAACAGCAAUGGCUUGUAGCUUAUGUCAUAGUCUAAGUACUGAAAACACACACAACCCCCAAAAUGUCACCAGAAGCACUCGAAAUAGCUUCAGUUCUUCGGUUCCCAUCGAAGCUAAUAAUCUUAGGGAGGUUUUCUAAUUGUAUACCUUUGUCUG
Messenger RNA from Drosophila gunungcola (fruit fly), 2800 nucleotides. RefSeq names its product organic cation transporter protein. Gene Ontology annotation, biological process: transmembrane transport. Bases 519 to 2348 code for a protein of 609 amino acids. Gene Ontology annotation, molecular function: transmembrane transporter activity. Gene Ontology annotation, cellular component: membrane. The record is from RefSeq and is a predicted model, not a curated record. The transcript has 7 exons. Lineage: Eukaryota; Metazoa; Arthropoda; Insecta; Diptera; Drosophilidae.